AUGCUCGUCGACACGGGUGCAGCCGUGAGCGUCCUUCCUGCAACAGGGGCUCACAGGCGUCAAGCUCCUAUCUGGUUCCUGACGGCGGUGAAUAACACCGGAAUUCCCGUUUUCGGCCAAAAAUCUCUGACCCUCGAGCUCGGCCUGCGAAGGCAGUUCACAUGGUUGUUUACCAUCGCCUCCGUCAGCCAGCCCAUCCUAGGCGCAGAUUUUCUCGAGCGGUUUGGCCUUAUGGUGGACCUUGCUCGGCGUCGCCUCGUGGACUCUGCGACAUCGCUCGCAGUGCACGGAAUCGGCACUUUCGCGUCUCCUCAAUUUCACACCGAGCCACUGUCUGCGCUUGCAUCGCCGUACGCCGACAUCCUCAAGGACUUCCCGUCGCUUACACAGCCCACCGAUUGGUCCAAGCCUGUGAAGCAUGAUGUCGUCCACAAGAUCAUAACUUCUGGCCAACCAGUCUCCUCGCGGUUCCGCCGACUGGCCCCUGAAAAACUGGCCAUAGCCAAGCGAAUUCCAACACAUGAUCGACAUCGGCGUAGUCAGGCCAUCAUCGAGCAACUGGGCGUCACCGUUACACAUGGUCCCCAAGAAGACCGGGGACUGGAGACCAUGUGGUGA
Molecule: messenger RNA, 618 nt
Organism: Ornithodoros turicata
Lineage: Eukaryota; Metazoa; Arthropoda; Arachnida; Ixodida; Argasidae
Exons: 1
Coding region: 1-618 (205 amino acids)
Biological process (GO): proteolysis
Molecular function (GO): aspartic-type endopeptidase activity
Source: RefSeq, a predicted model, not a curated record